This is a messenger RNA of Entelurus aequoreus (snake pipefish), 2394 nucleotides long. RefSeq lists its product as uncharacterized. The transcript is spliced from 2 exons. The record is from RefSeq and is a predicted model, not a curated record. NCBI's taxonomy places the organism in Eukaryota, Metazoa, Chordata, Actinopteri, Syngnathiformes, Syngnathidae. The coding region runs from base 86 to 1540 and encodes 484 amino acids.
UUGCCGGUCACCAGUUCACUGCCGGUGUCCGGUCAACGACUCACACACGCUUUCUUGUUAUAUCUGCUGCUAUUUGAGCUUGGAAAUGCCGGAAACCUGCUGUGCUGUUGGAUGUAGCAAUAGACGAGGCGAUAAACCAAAUCUUAGCUUCUAUAGAUUCCCGGCAAACAUAAAAAAACGCGAUAAAUGGAUCGCGGCGAUUCGUCGUGAACGAUGGAAACCUACGAUGUACACAAGGAUAUGCAAUGAACACUUCAUAUCAGGUGCAAAAAGCGAAGAUCCACUAUCCCCAGACUAUGUGCCAAGUAUAUUUGAGCAUACCCAGUCACCUCACAAACGAAAACUCAAAUGUUCAAUGAAGAUCUUUGAGAGAAGACAAAAUCUCAAGCAGCGUAAGAGAGACCGCGAGAGGGCAUUGGCAGCAGCAGCAGCACUUGUCAAUAUUUCCCAGUCUGUCCCCUGUGAAAAUGAUCAACUACCCGCUGGUGAAGAUGUGGUGCACGCUGAGAUUCGGAAAGAAGGCAUGGUGACUACUGCCACACAGACGGAUAUCACUGGGGAAGCAAUUGAUUCCCUCACUGCAGAGUGUAAUAAUCUGCAUGCAGAACUUGAUGAACUGAAGGACAGUUUGAAACGCUGUACAUGGAAUGAAGAAUCUUUCAAGGGUAAUGAUGACAAAGUAACGUUUUUGACUGGUCUGCCAUCAUACAUGAUUAUGAUGACAACUUUUAAUUUAAUUGCACCUCAUCUCAGUCAAAAUAUGAAGUUGAGUCCUUUUAGUCAAUUUCUUGUGACAUUACUCAGACUGAGGCUGAAUCUGUGCCUUCAGUACUUGGCUUACACAUAUGAUGUUUCCACUGCUAGUAUUUCCAGGAGUUUCAGAAAUGUCAUCCAUGUCAUGCAUAGUAUACUGGUUCCAACUCUAGUGGUUUGGCCUGAGCGUGAGCAACUUAGACUGAGUUUACCAAUGUCCUUUCGUUCUAAAUUCAGCAAGUGUGCAUGCGUCAUUUAUUGUUUCGAGAUAUUCAUCGAGCGGCCGAGUGAUCUGAAAGCCAGGGCCCAAACUUAUUCAAACUACAAGUCUCACAAUACAAUGAAAUAUCUGAUUGGCAUUACUCCACGAGGUACCAUAUCGUUUAUCUCCAAGGGCUGGGGUGGUCGUGCCAGUGACAAGUUUGUUGUCGAACAAAGCGAUUUUCUGACCCAUCUACUGCCAGGCGAUCUGAUCUUGGCUGACAGGGGAUUCGAUGUCGGUGAUUCCAUUGGUUUGCACCAGGCCAACCUCAAGAUACCCGCUUUUACUAAAGGUAAAAAACAGCUUAAUCCACUAGAUGUUGAGGGCACGAUAGGAUUAGCUGCUGUCAAAAUCCAUGUAGAGAGAGUUAUUGGACUCGCAAGACAAAAGUAUACCAUGAUGGAAAAUAUCAUACCCAUCUCUUUAUUGUCAUCUGAUGACAGUGGUUUCACAACAUUAGAUAAAAUUGUACAAGUGUCAUGCGCACUUACAAAUUUAUCCGACCCAAUUGUACCAUUUGAGUAAUGAUGUUGCAUCCAUAUUUUCUCUGUAAUAAAUACCAGGAAAGAAUCUUACAGAAACAACUUUUUCUGUUUUACUUCCAACUUCUUACAGUUAGGGCAAAACCAUCGUUGUGGGACUCGUUUUAUGCCAAGACAUUUCAUGUGGAAUGCUUUGAUGCUGCAGUUCUCGGAUUUACAAACCAACAUAUCCUCAGUGGGAGGGUUACGGCAGUAGCAAACAAACUCUUCCGAAGCGGAUGCAGUGGUAGCAACAGAUUGUUCUACCGUGUACAGGAAGGAAUCAGUUGUUGUUGUCAGCAUAGUCAGGGACAAUGCUCAAAAUUGCUGGUCUUCCACCGCAUUCAGACAAAGCCUUGUAAAAGGCAGCUUUCUGCUCUUCAGUUGGUGGAGGAACAUUCAGCAGUUUUCUCGCAGCACUUUCCUCAGGAGUUGAAACUUUUGACUUUCGUUUCUGGGCUGGACGGGCAAAAUCAAUAUUGCAUCCUUCAGCAUAUUCUAUGUGCGAUGCUGAUGGUUUCAGCCACUGACAAGGUAGUGAUAUGCAUGAAGUGGCUGUCUUCAUACGUAUUAAUGUCUCCAGGGCGAACAGGGAUGCUGCUGAAUGUGAACAUGUUUCACCCAAUCCAGCCAUGCAGGUACAGUGGCAGCACAGGAUCUGACCAUCUUUCGCUAUUGCUACCCAAGGUCUGAGGGGAGGAUCAUUCAUCCGUUGAGAGUGUUUUACCUGAAACAGAUAAUAUGACAUACCUUAUAUUAUUAUCAGUCCCUAAUUUGGAUAUAAUAUACAAGGCUAGACCUCUUACUGUCCAUUUAUGCAUAUUUUACCUGGCAUUUGGUACAUUUUCUCAUGAAUCC